AUGUCUUUCUACUGGAGACUGUUCGACCACGACCCGACUGUGGCCAAGGUGAUGUCCGACUUUAAAACUUUUGCGACGUGGCCUUUGCGCAACAGUACCCUCACACCCAAGGACUUUGCCAUGGCAGGACUCGCCUACGAUCCGGAGAAGCGGAUUCUCAGCUGCUCGAUGUGCCAGCAAAAGACUCAACUCUCUACUAUCGUGGCCUCGGACGAAACACUUCCCCAAGGACUGCACGAAUCCGACUGUGACGCACCGCUACGCACGCUGAGUCCAGACGUCUCGGCGGUGGUGACCGAACGAGCGCUUGCCUUUAGGCCCGAGUUUCAGACUUACACUGCGAGGUUCGCCUCCUUCGACGCUCGGCCGAAAGAAGAAGACGUCUUUGACGUGGAUUACAUGGCAUCUGCGGGAUUUUAUUACCUGACCGAUCGGACCGUGGAAUGCUUUUGUUGCGGACUUCGGUUGCUUUCGUGGGAAGCCGACUACGACGACCCAGUCGAGGAACACGCCAAGUACAACCCUCGCUGCCCCUAUCUUCGAUUGUGCGCGAGCGUAACCUACAUCAAGGAGGUGUCCGACGUCUCGGGCGCGCGCUCAGAAAAGAAGUUUAGUGACGGCAUAUAUCUCCAGACGUUCAAGGCAUUUUUAGUGACCAACGCUGGCAGCUGCUAUGUCAAGGGAAUAAUCGACGGUGGCAGUCAGCGCACAUUUAUAAAAGAAGAGGUAGCGCAACGCCUAGGGCUGAAAGUCCUGCGGAGAACAAAGAUAGCACUCAACACUUUCGCCAGUAAUGCUUCGAAGGUUAUAGAGCGCAGUCCCGUUGUGGAGGUAAAGCUCAAAAGUCAAUUUGACAAUACAGAAAUAACCUUUGAAGCAAUUUCCAUCCCGGUCAUUUGCCAGGACGUAUCUACGCCAACAACGGACAUCCCGUUUGUGCGAUUUCUGCGAGAAAGCAGUAAGAAUUUGGCAGACGACGUGAUUUUCCCAGAUGUAAAAACAGUUCCUGAGAAAAGUCUGUUGAUUGGAUCCGACCAGUUGUGGAAGUUCUGCACAGGAGACGUGAUCAGGUGCGCAGAUGUGGACGGAUUGGUAGCGAUCAACACAAAGAUGGGCUGGACGCUGCAAGGUCCUUCAAGACAGGUGGGAAGGCUCCAAUGGGAUUCAAGUCUGAUGAUAUGUGUCCUACAAGCGAAGGCAAAGGAAACCCAAGUGGAAGAGGCGCUACAGCCCUUCUGGGAGUUAGACAGAAUGGGAGUUGCCGACAGUGAGCUCGGAGACACUGAUGCAGACACCAUUACACACUUUGAGCAAAACAUCAUUAAGAAAAACGGACUAUACGAAGUGGCUCUGCCGUGGAAAGAAGACACUUUUGAUAUGCUGGCAAACAACUGGGAAGUUGCCAUUUUACGUCUAGGGAGCUUGUUGAGAAGAAUCUCACGAAAGGAGGGAUUACUCAAGCGGAACGUCAUGAGACAGGCAGGAAUGACACUCCGGAAAUGGACUGCGAACAAUGAGCAACUGCAGGAGCAGUUCAACAAGGAGGAGCCAACAUUUAUGACCGAAGAAAAAAGCCUCUCACCUUCACCAACCUCCAAGGUACUUGGAAUGAUGUGGGAUCACGAAGGGGACUGCUUUAUUUACAAAGUUGAAGCUUUGCUUGAAUUCCUCUCAGCAAAUGUGGACACUAAACGGUUCAUCCUCAAGGCAGCCUCAAGAGUAUUCGAUCCUCUUGGAUUGAUCGCGCCCUUCGUCCUAACAGCUAAGCUGCUAUUUCAGAAGCUGUGGACAUUGGGAAUCAGCUGGGAUGAAGAACUCCCCGCUGAUUUGAUCACUGAAUGGCACGCUCGGACGGCGGACCUUGUUCAACUGCUCUCGUUAAGUAUACCAAGACAUGUCAAGCGAGGCAUCCAGGCAGGAGCCAACAAAGUACAGCUACACGUCUUCGUAGAUGCAAGCACGAAAGCCUACGGAUCUUGUGCGUACUUUAGAACAGCCGAUGACCAAGGAGAAACAGCUACCAUGUUAGUUGUUGCGAAGACAAGAGUGGCACCGAUAAAACCUUUAUCACUGCCUAGGUUGAAGCUGAUGGGGCCGAAUAUUGGAGCCAGACUCCUACGAUAUAUAAAGCAGUCAUAUUAUGACGUGGAACUUGAUUACAUUAUGUGGACUGACUCAACGGUUGCCCUCAGUUGGGUGAGAGGAGUCCCUGAAAAAUGGAAGCCAUUUGUAAAAAACAGGGUGGCAGAGAUACGCGUCAUGACAUCCCCGGACCACUGGAGGCACUGCCCCGGUCAAGAGAAUCCGGCGGAUCUCUUGACCAGAGGACUAGGCGUUCAGGAGCUUCGUGCUAACUCUCUUUGGUGGAAAGAGCCGAGUUGGCUGAGUCAAGAACCUUCAGAAUGUCCUGAAUCUUCAGUGUUCUUGGAAGACACGCCUCAACUCGAAGUAAAAGAAGAGACACAUGUGCUGUUGGAGAAAGGCCAAGAAGUUCCAUCAUUGUUCGACACCGGAAGUUACGAGAAUUACCAGAAGGUUCUGAGGAUCACUGCCUGGGUCAUCAGGUUCGCUAACAACGCACAGAAGAGAAAUGACAAAAUACGAGGUGGAUUAAUUGCGGCAGAGUUGGACAAAGCAGAGCAGUAUUGGAUCAGGCAGAUACAAAACGAAAGGUUUCAGACGGAUAUUAUGCUCCGCGAGAAAAAUACGACAGAGGUUAAUGUAAGACUCGCAGAGUAUCAUCCUCUCUUUGGCGAAAACAAAAUCCUGCGGGUCGGAGGACGACUGCAGAGGUUGACGGAAAGUCUCGAUGUGAAACAUCCAGUCCUGUUACCGAACGACCAUGACUUUGUCAAGCUAAUUGUGAUGCACGCUCAUUGUAAGGUUAUGCACGGGGAAUUAUUCUACAACAUUUGCGACCUGUAUGUGGAGUCUCGCAUGUCGAACAAGAGGAAGGACUUCAGCAUCAGUAACGCGGACGCAGUAUUGCUAACGAUGAUGAAGCUCUAUCACAAUCUGAAAUUUUCCCUUUUUGGUGUACUGUCUGGUGUCCAGGAUGACAGCUUUUAA
Messenger RNA from Ixodes scapularis (black-legged tick), 3069 nucleotides. RefSeq lists its product as uncharacterized. The coding region runs from base 1 to 3069 and encodes 1022 amino acids. The record is from RefSeq and is a predicted model, not a curated record. The transcript is spliced from 4 exons. NCBI's taxonomy places the organism in Eukaryota, Metazoa, Arthropoda, Arachnida, Ixodida, Ixodidae.